CGUCUUUUCUUCUUGCCACCAACCCCGACGACAGUGAUUUCUUGCACUUUGCUUUUAUACCACGACUUUCCGAGUUGAAAAUGAGGCCACAGGUUGAGGAGAUAGAAGACGAUUUCGCGGCAGAGGAGGAGAACAAGCUGAUCAAUGAGGAAUACAAAACAUGGAAAAAGAAUGCGCCAUAUCUCUACGACCUCGUUAUCACGCACGCGCUUGACUGGCCCAGCUUGACUUGUCAAUGGUUCCCCGACAAAGAAUCCCCACCCAACAAACCCUAUUCCAUCCACCGUCUCCUCUUUGGGACCCACACCUCCGGCCAAGCCCAAGACUACCUCCAAAUCGCCACCGUCUCCAUCCCCAAACGUGACAACUCCCCAAGCUCCGACAAAUUGGACCGCAGUGACUACGAUGACGAGCGUGGGGAGCUUGGAGGACACACUAUCCCACCUGCGCCCCGCAUCCAAGUUAUCCAGAAGAUCAACCAUGCCGGAGAGGUCAACCGAGCGCGGUACAUGCCUCAGAAUCCUGAUUUGAUCGCGACAAAGGCCGUGACGGGUGAGGUGUUGGUGUUUGAUCGUACGAAGCAUUCGAGCGAACCUGAAAGAGGCGGAGUGUGUAAACCUGAUAUACGGCUGGUGGGGCAGUCAAAGGAGGGUUUCGGUUUGGCCUGGAAUCCCGUCAAGGCUGGGAACGUGCUUGGUGCCUCUGAAGAUACGACCGUUUGCCACUGGGACAUAAAUUCGUACCAAAAAGGACAGUCAACGAUCCAGCCAACCGCAAUCUACAAGGGCCAUACUUCUGUCGUUGGGGACGUGGAUUGGCAUGCGACAAAAGAAACUGUAUUUGCCAGCGUUGGUGACGAUAAAAUGCUCAUGCUUUGGGAUACAAGGACACCCGCAGAACCAAUGACCAAAAUACAAGCUCAUGACCGUGAAAUACUGGCGGUGUCAUUCAGUCCGGCGAGCGAACACCUGCUCGUUACAGGGAGUGCCGAUAAAACUGUAGUACUUCAUGACACGCGAAACCCGACGAAAAAACUGCAUACAUUUGAAUCUCAUACGGACGAUGUCUUGCAUCUCGCCUGGUCGCCACACAGCCCCACAAUUUUUGCUUCUGCUUCCAGCGACCGCCGUAUAAACAUCUGGGACUUAUCCCUGAUAGGUUCCGAACAGACACCCGAUGACCAAGAAGAUGGACCGCCCGAAUUGCUGUUUAUUCAUGGAGGACACACAUCCCGACCAUCCGACUUCUGUUGGGCUCCUGGUAAAAUGGAAGACUGGACUGCUGCCAGCACUUCGGAGGACAACGUGGUCAUGGUCUGGCAACCGACCAUGCGGGUGUGGGCUGGCGACGAGGUCAAAAUUGAGGAGAAGGAAUUGGAAAGCGAUGCUAUGGAGGGUAUUGAGGAAAGUGCUGCGAGUGGAUCUAAGACGAAAGCUAGUGGAAGCAUGAGCAGUAAGAGCAUGAGUGUCAGUCCCACCAGCGACUGAUAUGUUUAUCUUGUAUUUUUUUGCGUUGAUUAUGGAUAAAUGCGUUCGAGUCAAUAUAAGACGGAA
Molecule: messenger RNA, 1553 nt
Organism: Guyanagaster necrorhizus
Lineage: Eukaryota; Fungi; Basidiomycota; Agaricomycetes; Agaricales; Physalacriaceae
Product: histone acetyltransferase type B subunit 2
Exons: 10
Coding region: 81-1487 (468 amino acids)
Molecular function (GO): protein binding
Source: RefSeq, a predicted model, not a curated record